Fusarium redolens is the source of this 310-nucleotide messenger RNA. RefSeq lists its product as uncharacterized. Bases 74 to 247 code for a protein of 57 amino acids. NCBI's taxonomy places the organism in Eukaryota, Fungi, Ascomycota, Sordariomycetes, Hypocreales, Nectriaceae. The transcript has a single exon. The record is from RefSeq and is a predicted model, not a curated record.
CUGUAUUUCACAGUGAGAAGCUAUAGGUGAGGAGCACAGUGACCAUAAACUGACUGUACUCAUAUUACGCCGUAUGUUGUAUAUCAAAGGUAGACCGUUCAUACUGUUAUAUGCUCAUCAUCGUGCACUCUAUUGUGUUCUUCGCCCUGUACCACAUAACGCCCUAUCCCUAAUAUCCCACCUUGGCCGACUCCAUACUCCAUGGCUGUUGGUUCCAAAAGAUGUAUCGUUCUUCAUUAUGCAUUAAUAAGAUAUCUCAUCCUCGAAUCAUGCCCUGCCUGUGCCAUGGCUAACCGAGGGGACAUACACA